AUGGAUCCUGCGAGGACUCUUAGAGUGGACUGUCUUAAGUUAGAAAACUUUGACGGUUCCAACUUUAACGCAUGGCGUCGAAAAGUUAUCAUCGGGAUGCAACUCUUGAAAAUAUACUAUGUGGUUUCUGAGGAGAAACCUGACUCUGAAGAAGAUUCUGAAUCUGAAGCCUCUUGGGUUAGAGAUGAUCACUUCUGCAGGAGUUAUCUUCUUAACUGUCUGGCCGAUCAUUUGGCAGAUGCUUACACCAACAAGCUUUCUACAAAGGAAAUCUGGAAUGCUCUGGAGGACCAGUACAAUGAUGAGGAGAAGUUAUCCAAAUCUCACCUCAUUGACAAGUUUCUGGACUUAAAGUUUCAAGAUGACACUGAGAGGUUCAUUCGGAUCGAGGACAAGACUCGGACUCACACGAAGACUGAGCUCCUUUCUAAGCAGAAGGCGUCUGCUAACAUGUUGGCUGCUAAUUCUGAAAAGGGUAAUAAUUCAUCUUUCAACAAGAAGAAGAAGUUCUUUAACAAAAAGAAGAACCAUAAUCCAAAGAACCUGAACGUUCAGAAGAAGGAGUUCAAGAAGAGCGAGCGAGAUCUAUUCUCUUCUUAUGUUGCUGCCAAAGAGAAUGUAUCAGUGGCUGAUUGUUCUGUGGUUUCUGUUCUUGAAACUGGGAUUGUGGUGCUGACUCUCUCUUUAGGGAAGACUCUCACAUUAAAGGAUGUGAAACAUGUUCCCUCAAUUGCCAAAAACUUAGUCUCUAGAAGUCUACUAUAUGAUGCAUAUCGUAUUGAUAGCAUGUACAAGAUUAGUACUAUUGCACCUAACUUAGUUAUAAAUAAAGUAUUCCCUUCUGCUUACUCCACUGCAUUAUGGGGUAACAAACAUGAGAAGUGUGAAGUUUGCGCACAAGCAAAGCUGACGAAGAAGUCAUUUUCAAGUGUCGUGAGGAGCACCAACCUGUUGGAUCUGAUUCAUUCAGAUACUUGUGACUUCAAGAGCUUCGUCACUCGUGGUGGCAAGAAGUACUUCAUCAUAUUCAUUGACGACCAUUCUUGCUUCUGCCAUGUUUACCUGUUAAAAUCUAAAGAUAAAACCUUCAGCAAGUUUGUCGAGUUUCGGACUCGAGUGGAGAAGCAGCUUGGACUGCAGGUGAAAAAACUCAGGAGCGAUAGAGGAGGAGAGUACCAUUCUAAGGAAUCGGAGGCAUACUUCGAGGAGCAUGGAAUCAUUGCUAAAACUAUUGUUCCGUAUUCCUCGUUCCUGGACCUUGGAACCAACUUUAUCAUUGAAGCUCGGGAUGCAGAAUUCUUUGAGGAUAAGUUUAUCAAAGAUAAAUGCUCAUUGCUCAAGGAUAUAGCAGAGAAUACUAGUAUGUCAGAUACACAAGAGGAGCCAGUUUCACGAGAAACAGAAAGUGUAAAUGAUGACGGAGUUAUCGAACUGUAG
Messenger RNA from Asparagus officinalis (garden asparagus), 1437 nucleotides. RefSeq lists its product as uncharacterized. Bases 1 to 1437 code for a protein of 478 amino acids. The record is from RefSeq and is a predicted model, not a curated record. Gene Ontology annotation, molecular function: nucleic acid binding. NCBI's taxonomy places the organism in Eukaryota, Viridiplantae, Streptophyta, Magnoliopsida, Asparagales, Asparagaceae. Gene Ontology annotation, biological process: DNA integration. The transcript has 5 exons.